GCGCGUUCACGCGAUCAGACGCUGAUCAGUCCGCGCGACCAGAACGGAUAUUAUUUACCCCAGAAUCCACAUAAAACCACCGGUUAAAGAGGAACAAAGGGAGCACGGGAGUUAAGAACGGAAAUGUCUGUAGCGGGGUUCAAAAAGCAGUUUCAUAAAGCGACACAGAAAGUCAGUGAGAAGGUCGGAGGGGCCGAGGGCACUAAACUGGACGAUGACUUCAAAGAAAUGGAAAAGAAAGUGGACACCACGAGCAGAGCGGUGCUCGACAUCAUGACCAAAACCACAGAAUACCUGCAGCCAAACCCCGCAUCCAGAGCGCGGUUGAGCAUGAUCAACACCAUGUCAAAGAUAAGAGGUCAGGACAAGGGUCCAGGUUACCCGCAGGCUGAGACGGUGCUGGCAGAAGCCAUGCUGAAGUUCGGUCACGAGCUCGGAGAAGAGUCCAGCUUCGGUUUGGCUCUGUUAGACGCUGGCGAAUCGAUGCGUGAGCUCGGUGAGGUGAAAGAUGCUUUAGAUAUAAACGUCAAACAGAACUUCAUAGAUCCUCUACAAAACCUGCACGACAAAGAUCUCAAAGAGAUACAGCAUCACCUGAAGAAGAUGGAGGGUCGUCGAUUGGAUUUCGAUUAUAAGAAGAAGCGUCAGGGGAAAGUGAUGGACGAUGAGAUUAAACAAGCGCUGGAGAAAUUUGACGAGUCGAAAGAGGUCGCAGAGCAGAGCAUGUUCAACCUGCUGGAGAACGAUAUUGAACAGGUGAGUCAGUUGUCCGCUCUGGUUCAGGCUCAGGUGGAGUAUCAUCAACAGGCCGCAGAGAUUCUACAGCAGCUCUCCAGCAAGAUUGAGGAAAGAAUAAUCGAGGCAUCUAAUAAACCAAGGAAGGAGUACGUCCCUAAACCCCGAAUGGAGCUUCACCUGCCCAGUGAGAAUUACAACGGAGGAAUAAACUCCACUAAAUCACCUGCACGCUCACCAGCUCCGUUAGAUCAGCCGUGCUGUCGUGCGCUGUAUGACUUCGAUCCGGAGAACGAGGGCGAGCUCGGCUUCAAGGAGGGUGACAUCAUAACUCUGACCAAUAAGAUCGAUGAUAACUGGUAUGAAGGCAUGAUCCACGGCCAAUCAGGAUUCUUCCCCGUCAACUACGUGGACAUCCUGGUGCCUCUGCCUCACUAGGCUCCGCCCACCCCCGCUGUUGCCUAGCAACCCAAGAGCCGCCUUUAUUGUGCAUCUGUGCUACAGCUUCACUUCCUGAUUCUGUUGAUAAGUGACUCAGAGGGUGAUAAUUAUAGACAUUACAGAGUCACAUCUGAGUGGAGAAACAGUCAAGUGCUCUGUGUGUGUGAGUGUAUUUGUGUCAGUGUGUGUGUGUGCGCUCCUUGACUCUUGGUUUUAUUGUCUAUUUUAUAUUGUUUUAUUUAUUGCAUUUCAGUUGUUUUUAAUUUAUUUGUAUUUGUUGCUGGCUUUGCCUCCAUUCUCCUGCACAGACACGUCCUGCCUGAUUCUUGUGACUUAUUAACUUUAAAACAGUUUUUCAACAUCCUUGUUCAUUUGUAGGGUGUCUAAACACUGCGUAAACUCUGCGAAUCCAUUGAUUUCAAUGGGGAUGGUGUGUCGCAAGAACGUAGAAGAAAAAUGCAAUGGUUUGUGGAAGUGAUGCUCUGUCAAAAAAUUUAUAUUUUUGCUGCAACACACUCUGACGUAGGCAUCCAUUGACCAAUGAGAAUUUUAGAGAGGUGGGUCCAGUUUUGCUUUCAGAAAUUUGCAGUAUUAUUGCUUUAAUUUUAAACUGACACGUCUCUUUUCACACUAUCAAAAUGGAUCUUAUACAUUCCUAUCCGUCAGAGCAUUUUCAGUCAGUGUUUUCUCUAUUGUCUAAGCACUCUUGUUCUUCUUUAAUCUGAAAAGACAUUGCACUCUAUUUCAUUUUGUCGAAUUGGUCCCACAGUGAAAUCUCAUUGAAAUAUAUUAACCAUCAAACCAAAACUAGAAUAGAAAAUCAUAACCAAAUCUUUUUAUUUUGCUUGUUUAAAGUGCUUGUUGUUUAUUGUUUAAAGUGAAAUAGGAAAAUGCAAUAACAAUAUUAAAAGUAUCUGGUCUGAACAGAGAGUAGAUGCACUGUUUGACGCUCAAUUGUCUUGAUGUAUCUGGACAGUUUGUGAGUUUUUCAGGCAAAUGCAGCAUCUUGUUGCUUUGACAACUGAGUUCUGAUUCCAUCUGAAAUUCUGGACAACUAGCUCAGACCAGCUUAAGGUGGGUAAGCUGGUUUUUGGACCACAGUAGCUGAUUAGUUGCUGAUCCAAAGUGAUCUACCACCUCUAACCAGCUUGACUUAAUGGUCUAACAGGUUGAUCUCGGCCUGACCAGCUAUUAGUUCAGCUGAUCAAUCAUCUAGACUAGUCUGGACCAGCUAAUGACCAGCUAGAAACCAAAAGUUGUCCAAAGUGGUUUACCAGCUCUAACCAGCAUGACUUCAUGGUCUACCAGGUUGAUCUCAGCCUGACCAACUAGCAGUUCAGCUGAUCGACCAUCUAGACUAGUUUGGACCAGCUAAUGACCAGCUAGAAACUAUCUAUUACCAGCUACUAGCAAAGGACAACCAGGUACAACAAGGUCAUAACAGCUUAAGGUGGUCAAGCUGGUUUUUGGAACAUGAUGGCUGUUUUUUAGUGGCUCAAAUUGGUCUACCAGCUCUAAUCAGCUUCAGCCUGACUAGCUGGUAGUUAGGCUGAUUAACCAUCUAGACUAGCUUGAACCAGCUAAUGAUCAGCUUUACUAGCUAGAAACCAUGUAUAACCAGCUACCAGCAAACAACAACCAGGUCAUAACUUCUUAAGGUGGUUAAGCUGGUUUUUGUAACAUGGUAGCUGGUCAGUUGCUGGUCCAAAGCAGUCUACCAGCUAUAACCAGCUUGACUUGAUGGUCUUCCAGGUUUAUCUCAGCCUGUUCAACUAGUUGUUCAGCUGAUCAACCAUCUGGACUAGCUUGUACCUGUUAAUGACCAGCUUAUAACCAGCUACCAGUAACCUUUGACCAGUUAUAACCAGAUCAUAACUGCUUAAGGUGGUCAAGCUGGUGUUUGGAAAUAGUUUGUUGCUGGUCCAAGGUGGUCUACCAAUUGAUCUCAGCCUGACCUACUAGUAGUUUAGCUGAUCAACCAUCUAGACUAGUUUGGACCAGCUAUUGACCAGCUAGAAGCCAUUUUUAACCAGCUACCAGCAAACGACGACCAGCCACAACCAGGUCAUAACAGCUUACGGUGUUUAUGCUGGUUUUUGGAACAUGGUAGUGGGUAAGUUGCUGGUCCAAAGUGGUUUACAAGCUAUAACCAGCUUGACUUGAUGGUCUACCAGGUUGUUCACAGCCUGACCUAUUAGUAGUUCAGCUGAUCUACCAUCUAGACUAGCUUGGAACAGCUAACGACCAGCUAGAAACGAUCUAUUACCAGCUGCUAGCAAACAACAACCAGGAACAACAAGGUCAUAACAGCUUAUGAUGGUCAAGCUGUUUUUUGGAACAUGGUAGUGGGUAAGUUGCUGGUCCAAAAUGGUUUACCAGCUCUAACCAGCUUGACUUGAUGGUCUUCCAGGUUGAUCUUAGACUGACCUAUAAGUAGUUCAGCUGAUCAACCAUCUAGACUAGCUUGGACCAUCUAGAAAAUAUCAAUAAACAGCUACUAGUAAACGACAACCAAGUACAACGUCAUAACAGCUUAAGGUGUUCAAGCUGGUUUUAAGAACUUGGUGGUUUUUUUUUUAACUGGUCCAAAGUGGUCUACCAGCUCUAACCAGCUUGACUUCAUGGUCUACCAGGUUUAACUCAGCCUAUUCAACUAGUUGUUCAGUUGAUCAACCAUCUGGACUAGCUUGUACCUGUUAAUGACCAGCUUAUAACCAGCUACCAGUAACCAUCGACCAUUUAUAACCAGAUCAUAACUGCUUAAGGUGGUCAAGCUGAUGUUUGGAAAUGGUUUGUUGCUGGUCCAAGGUGGUCUACCAAUUGAUCUCAGCCUGACCUACUUGUAGUUUAGCUGAUCAACCAUCUAGACUAGUUCAGCUGUUUUUUUGGAACAUGGUAGUGGGUAAGUUGCUGGUCCAAAGUGGUUUACCAGCUCUAACCAGCUUGACUUGAUGGUCUUCCAGGUUGAUCUUAGACUGACCUAUAAGUAGUUCAGCUGAUCAACCAUCUAGACUAGCUUGGACCAUCUAGAAAAUAUCAAUAAACAGCUACUAGUAAACGACAACCAAGUACAACGUCAUAACAGCUUAAGGUGUUCAAGCUGGUUUUAAGAACAUGGUGGCUGUUUUUUAACUGGUCCAAAGUGGUCUAUCAGCUCUAACCAGCUUGACUAAGAUGGUCUACCAGGUUUGGCCUGACCAGCUGGUAGUUUUAUAUCCAGCCACCAGCAACUGACGCCCAGGUACAACCAGGUCAUAACAUCUUAUGGUAGUCAAUUUGGUGUUUGGUUUGUUACUGGUCAACUAACUUUACUAAGAUUGUCUAACUGGUUGACCAGGGCCCCACCAGCUGGUGGCCCAGCCAUCAAUCAUCUAAACAAGCUUUGGACCAGCAAGAAACAAUUUUCAACCAGCUAGUUUUAGCUGGUCUGUCCAGCAGGGGCCGUUAUAUUCAUAGUUCAAUCUCAUGAAGGUUUAAUCUCAGUUUAACGAAAUACUAGAUGCAGCAUAUAUAGUUGAUACAACAUAAAAAGUCUUAUUUUUGAAAAAGUGGUAUUUCCACGGAUGCCAAGAUUGUGUUAAAGGAUGUGCGCUGGAUAUUAACAUGCAUGUGUAUGUGUGCGAACAAUCAGUGUUACAACACCCUGAAUAGAGUAUGUGAUUGUUUGGAGUUUCCACCGUAAUAUAAUACUAGUUACUACUGUAGUUUACAUCGUAAGUGCAGUGAUGUUUGUAAGCACAUGUGGUAUGAGCAAGAUAUUUUUUAAUGUUCAUCAAAUUGGUUGAUUGCAGCUGAUGAACAUUGCGUAUAAUCUUUAGCUUGACGUCGUUCGUGUAACAGGCAGAACUGUAGCAGGAACUUGUUGUCGUUGUGGUCGAUGGACCUUGUUUUAAUCACUAAUUCUUUCGAUGCCGUGAGCGUGUUCGGCCUUCGUUUGAAAUCUGCUGCGCACUGCCGUGACUAUUUUUAUGACGUUUCAUGCGCGGUCAACUAUGAGCAUCCACAGGGGACGCAAUUUAACGUCCAUAUGGUUAAAAAAAACAUAGCUGAGAGAUUCAUAUUUUCGUAAUUUCUGGUCAUUUUAUUCAGGGCUGGUAGCUGCGUAAAUGCAUCGUCAGUGAAGGAUAAUUUAUCUGAGUAAACGUCUGUGCCAUCUGAUCUUACACCGUGUUAAUACCAGACGCAACGCCACAAAGCGACAAAUGAUUAACGCUACCUCUUCCAUGUUAAAGUUGACUUUUUGUCCUAACCUUCUGCGACAAAACCUGCAAACAAAUUGUCACUAGUUACGUUUCUGUUUUCAUUGUGUUAUGCCGGGUAGCCUCGCCCACAAUGAAAUCUCAUUGGACCAAAACUGUACUUCAAAUAGCUUCCUGAACUAUUGUUAGGCGAUUGUUUGGCGUCGCGCAGUGUUUUUACUUAAAGCGAAAGCAGAAAAAAAAAAUAGUCCUGGAAACUUUUCGUGUCGCCAACGCAAGAUACCACAGGACAUUUUGUUGUGUUGUCUUGGGUAGUUGUUAAAAUAGUUCUCGAGAUGUGCCUGGUUAGGACACGGUAUCGUACUGAAUCUACAAUCAGGAAUGUUCCUGUAUAUAAUUUUGACUCAUCCCUCGUUUAUUAAAAAAUAGCACAAAUUGCGGCUAUAGUGAUGGGGGGCAAAUCGGUAAAUAAUAAAGUGCACAUUGUUUCAAAAGUAUUGAAACGAGACGUAAACAUUAUACGUAUGAUUUUAGUGUGAUAGAUUUAAGGAUUUGUCGGCAUUACGACGUUUAUCUGGUUACAUGGUUUACCGGCGUGAUUUAAUAUUGUAUAUAACUUUACACUGAAAAGGUUAACACACAUAUUGUUGAUGUCUUGUGUCUAUACUUUUGAAACAGUGAGUAUUUUAAUGUUUACAGAUUGACCCCAUUGACUUCCAUUGUAAGUGUCUCACUGGAACACACAUUUAAAGAAAAGGACGGAUGUUUUGUGGUUAUCAUCAUUAUGACACAAAUGCUCGACUGAGCUGAACUUGUGUUUUUGGUUUCUAAUGUUCUCAUUCUUAAAAUAGAAGUGUGCAGUGUUACUAUCGAUAGUAUUACCAUACCGAUUUCAGAUUUGUUCUAGUCAGUCUUUUCUAAUAUUGGGCAAUAACUGUAACAUAACACUCAAUCAGGUGGCUGUGAGAUCUACUGUAUAUUAAUAAUAUAUAUAUAUAUAUUAGUUAUAUAUUUGUGUUUGAGUGUACCGUCACUGGCAGUAUGAAAACAUUCAACACACGACAUGCACACUAUUUUUCAGAGUGAAAUACCCAUAAUGUGACGUGCAGAUGUGUGUGUGAUAGAGUGAAAGUUUGUAUGAAAAAGAGUAAAUGUGUUUGUGAGAUGUUUUGCACGUUUUGAAGGUGGAUGUUGAAAUUAUUCACACUACAGAGAUUCACCUUUAUGAAUCGGUUUAUUAUAGUGUAUGUUUACCAUUUCGUUAUUUGAUGUAUUUAUUUUGGUUACUCUUUUUCCUGUGCUGGACUACAAACUUGUAUUACUUGAUGUGAGAUCAUAAUGAAAAUAAACAAUUUCACUGCAACCCCUGAUGCCUGUUUUUAAUUUAUCA
Molecule: messenger RNA, 6765 nt
Organism: Myxocyprinus asiaticus (Chinese sucker)
Lineage: Eukaryota; Metazoa; Chordata; Actinopteri; Cypriniformes; Catostomidae
Gene: sh3gl2b
Product: SH3 domain containing GRB2 like 2b, endophilin A1
Exons: 9
Coding region: 124-1173 (349 amino acids)
Biological process (GO): synaptic vesicle uncoating
Cellular component (GO): presynapse; glutamatergic synapse; cytoplasm
Molecular function (GO): protein binding
Source: RefSeq, a predicted model, not a curated record